Gekko japonicus is the source of this 520-nucleotide messenger RNA. RefSeq names its product interferon-induced protein with tetratricopeptide repeats 5-like. The annotation marks the transcript as partial. Gene Ontology annotation, biological process: defense response to virus. Gene Ontology annotation, molecular function: protein binding. Lineage: Eukaryota; Metazoa; Chordata; Lepidosauria; Squamata; Gekkonidae. The record is from RefSeq and is a predicted model, not a curated record. The transcript has a single exon. Gene Ontology annotation, cellular component: cytosol.
UGAGGUUUCCAAGGAUUCUUUACAGAGGAUCCUGCUGCAGCUCGAAUGCCACUUCACUUGGAUGUUGCUGAAGGAGGACAUCACUCCCAAGGAGCUGGAGGAAAGGAUUGCAGAUCAGCUUGAAUUUUUACCGGCCGAAUCCAAAAUUCAAAAUUAUAACCUGCUAGCCUACGUAAACCAUUUGAACGGCAAGAAAGAAGCCACUCUGGAACAUUUACAGAAAGCUGAGGAGGCCGUGCAAAUAGAGUGCCCAAAGGAGGUUGAAAAGGCAAGUCUUGUUACCUGGGGCAACUAUGCUUGGGUGUACUACCACAUGGGCCAGCUUGAAAAGGCACAAGAGUACAUAAAGAAGGUGGAAUGCACCUGCAAACAAAACGGAAGUGCCUCUCCUUAUAAGAUGAAGCUCCCACGUAUCUACUGUGAAAAGGGGUGGGCACUCCUCAAAUUUGGGGCAAGCUAUUAUGAAAAGGCCAAGGAGAGCUUUGCAAAAGCAUUGGUGGAAGAGCCCCAGAACCCAGAA